Molecule: messenger RNA, 1350 nt
Organism: Galeopterus variegatus (Sunda flying lemur)
Lineage: Eukaryota; Metazoa; Chordata; Mammalia; Dermoptera; Cynocephalidae
Gene: DYNC2I2
Product: WD repeat domain 34
Exons: 6
Coding region: 1-1233 (410 amino acids)
Biological process (GO): intraciliary transport
Cellular component (GO): ciliary plasm; cytoplasmic dynein complex
Molecular function (GO): dynein light chain binding; dynein heavy chain binding
Source: RefSeq, a predicted model, not a curated record
AUGGCAACCCGCGCGCAGCCUGGGCCGCUCUGCCGGGCGGGAAGCGCGGGUACCGUGACGCUGGCGACAGGCGGGGCUGCGAGCACGGAGGGGCGCGGGCGGCCGGGGUCGCUGCAGGACGAGACCCUGGGCGUGGCGUCCGUGCCCUCGCAGUGGAGGGGCGUCCGGGGCAUCCUCGGGGAGACGAAAAGUUGCCAGACAGCCAGCAUUGCCACCGUGGAAGCGUCGGCUCAGGCCCGGAAGCACGCAGAUGCCCAGGUGCAGACGGAGGCCCCAGUGCCAGUUGGCGUGCUGCCUGUGUCCCGGCAUGACACCCCCCGGCUCACAGCCUUUCUUCGGAGAGUGGAGGCCAUGGUCAUCCGAGAGCUGAACAAGAACUGGCAGAGCCAUGCGUUUGAUAGCUUCGAGGUGAACUGGACUGAGCAGCAGCAAACGGUGGUUUGGCUGCCCGAGCCCCGACACAGUCACCGUUUCCAGGUGUUGAGUGUGGCCACGGAUGGGAAGGUGUUGCUCUGGCAAGGCGUCGGGGCGGGCCAGCUGCAGCUCAUCGAGGGCUUCGCGCUGGUGGUACAGCAGCUGCCACGGAGCACCAAGCUGAAGAAGCCUCCCCGGGGUGAGACCGAGGUGGGCGUCACAGCAGUGGCUUUCUCCAGCUUUGACCCCAGCCUUUUCAUUCUGGGCACUGAAGGUGGCUUCCCGCUCAAGUGUUCCCUGGCAGCAGAAGAGGCCGCGCUCACGCGGAUGCCUCACUCUGUGCCCUUGCGGGCCCCGGCACAGUUUACCUUCUCUCCCCAUGGCGGUCCUGUCUACUCUGUGAGCUGUUCCCCCUUCCACAGGAACCUCUUCCUGAGCGCAGGGACCGAUGGCCACGUCCACCUCUACUCCAUGCUGCAGGCCCAGCCCCUGACCUCGCUGCAGCUGUCCCACAAGUACCUGUUUGCUGUGCGCUGGUCCCCAGUGCGCCCCUUGGUUUUUGCAGCUGCUUCUGGGGAAGGUGAUGUGCAGCUGUUUGAUCUCCAGAAAAGCCCCCACAAGCCCAUAGUUUCAAUCAAGCAAACCCAAGAUGAAAGCCCUGUUUAUUGCCUUGAAUUCAACAACCAACAGACUCAGCUCUUGGCUGCUGGUGAUGCCAAGGGUACAGUGAAGGUGUGGCAGUUGAGCACAGAGUUCACUGAACAGAGACCCCGAGAAACAGAGAUCCUGGACCAGCUGGCAGCAGAGGUGGCCACCUGAGGGCACCAAAAGAGCGGCUGGAGCAGGGCAGGGCGUGUCCCCACUACAGAGGCGGUCGGUGUGUGCUGCCAAGUUGUGUAUUUCUGAUAUAAGCAGAAUGAAGAACAGCAAAGCUUU